AUGACUAUGAUGAUGAUGUCUCUCCCCAAAAUGAAAGUAUCUUCUCUGCAACCUCACCUCCAUUUGAGCAGUAGCAGAUUAUUACCAGCAGCUAAGGUGUCUCCGAGCUCAAGCAUAAGCACCAGGCCAUCGUGCCGCGUUCAGUGCAAAAGAUUAACGGUGGAAAAUAACAGAACCAAGCUUGAAAGGACACAAACUUUGGGUCUGGAGAAGAAGCAACUGAGACAAGCUUUGGUGACCGGUGUCUCGGUAGGGCUGAUGAUGGCUUUGGUGAUGGGAAUGGACGGAGAAAAGGCGAUGGCUUUGGGACCAGAAGGUCCUUUGAUGGAAGAGUUUUGGGACAACGUGAGAAGGUACGGUCUUUACGCUCUCACCGUCAGCACCGGAGCUCUCUCAGCUGUCUUUGAGCCCAUUUUCGAGCUACUCAAGAACCCAAUCUCCGCCGUUCUCAUUGUGAUCAUCUUAGGUGGAAGCUUCUAUAUCGUCUCGCAAGUGGUCUCGGCUAUGGUUGGUGUCAACGAGUUCGCUUAUGAUUAUGGAUACUAGAGACUAGAGAGAGUCUGUUUGUUCUGUUUCAUUAAUAAUACUCUGUUAUGGUCAUUGAUACUCUGUUUCUGCAUAGUCUUAUAAUCAAUCAACAUUUUAUUUGACAUAAA
Messenger RNA from Brassica napus (rape), 656 nucleotides. RefSeq lists its product as uncharacterized. The transcript has a single exon. The record is from RefSeq and is a predicted model, not a curated record. The coding region runs from base 1 to 546 and encodes 181 amino acids. NCBI's taxonomy places the organism in Eukaryota, Viridiplantae, Streptophyta, Magnoliopsida, Brassicales, Brassicaceae.